Haliotis rufescens (red abalone) is the source of this 1605-nucleotide messenger RNA. RefSeq names its product glutenin, high molecular weight subunit PW212-like. NCBI's taxonomy places the organism in Eukaryota, Metazoa, Mollusca, Gastropoda, Lepetellida, Haliotidae. The transcript has 6 exons. The coding region runs from base 1 to 1605 and encodes 534 amino acids. The record is from RefSeq and is a predicted model, not a curated record.
AUGGAGACAAUUCGCCGGAAUAAGAAGCCAGUAACAUACAAGACAUACGUCCUGGCGGCACAACACGGUCAAGUUGUCUUACGACGGGCAGACAGAGCAGACAGUGGUCAGACCCAGGACGGGCAGACAGAGCAGACAGUGGACAGACCCAGGACGGGCAGACAGACCCAGGACAGACAGAGCAGACAGUGGACAGACCCAGGACGGGCAGACAGAGCAGACAGUGGACAGACCCAGGACGGGCAGACAGAGCAGACAGUGGACAGACCCAGGACGGGCAGACAGAGCAGACAGACGGGCAGACAGACCCAGGACAGACAGGGCAGACAGUGGACAGACCCAGGACGGGCAGACAGAGCAGACAGUGGACAGACCCAGGACGGGCAGACAGAGCAGACAGUGGACAGACCCAGGACGGGCAGACAGAGCAGACAGUGGACAGACCCAGGACGGGCAGACAGAGCAGACAGUGGACAGACCCAGGACGGGCAGACAGAGCAGACAGUGGACAGACCCAGGACAGACAGACAGACAGGCAGUGGACAGACCCAGGACAGACAGACAGAGACGGGCAGACAGAGCAGACAGUGGACAGACCCAGGACGGGCAGACAGAGCAGACAGUGGACAGACCCAGGACGGGCAGACAGAGCAGACAGUGGACAGACCCAGGACGGGCAGACAGAGCAGACAGUGGACAGACCCAGGACGGGCAGACAGAGCAGACAGUGGACAGACCCAGGACGGGCAGACAGAGCAGACAGACGGGCAGACAGAGCAGACAGUGGACAGGCCCAGGACAGACAGAGCAGACAGUGGACAGACCCAGGACGGGCAGACAGACCCAGGACAGACAGAGCAAACAGUGGACAGGCCAAGGACAGACAGAGCAGACAGUGGACAGACCCAGGACGGGCAGACAGACCCAGGACAGACAGAGCAGACAGUGGACAGACCCAGGACGGGACGGGCAGACAGACCCAGGACAGACAGAGCAGACAGUGGACAGACCCAGGACGGGCAGACAGACCCAGGACAGACAGAGCAGACAGUGGACAGACCCAGGACGGGCAGACAGACCCAGGACAGACAGAGCAGACAGUGGACAGGCCCAGGACGGGCAGACAGACCCAGGACAGACAGAGCAGACAGUGGACAGACCCAGGACGGGCAGACAGACCCAGGACAGACAGAGCAGACAGUGGACAGGCCCAGGACGGGCAGACAGACCCAGGACAGACAGAGCAGACAGUGGACAGACCCAGGACGGGCAGACAGACCCAGGACAGACAGAGCAGACAGUGGACAGACCCAGGACGGGCAGACAGACCCAGGACAGACAGAGCAGACAGUGGACAGGCCCAGGACGGGCAGACAGACCCAGGACAGACAGAGCAGACAGUGGACAGACCCAGGACGGGCAGACAGACCCAGGACAGACAGAGCAGACAGUGGACAGACCCAGGACGGGCAGACAGACCCAGGACAGACAGACAGAGCAGACAGUGGACAGACAGACAUAGCUGAAAGUGGAAUGACCCUGGACAGACAGACAGAACAGACAGUGGAUCGCCCAAGGCAGACACCGUUUCACCGCACCCAAUGA